AUGAAAUUGCUAAAAUCUCAAUGGAUUACCGGAACUGCAAUGAUACAACAUAUCCGAGAAGCAUCUCUCAGGUCAAAAGUCAAAAAAAUUAAUCCAUGGGAACUAUAUGAACCGAUGAUAAAAAAUACAAAAGUUUAUCCUGAAUAUCCAACGUUAACACUUCAAUUGGAUUCGAUGGAUUUUGUACCACUUGAAAAAUUUCAUAGUUAUGCGCACAGAAAAGCACGUCAAUUCAAAUUCAAAGUGAUCGAUAGCUACGCGAUUCCUCCUACUAAAACUGCACUGAAGUUAGAGAAACCUGACAAAAGGAAACCAGAAAAAGAAAUAGUACUGUCAACGUAUCAUCGAUUUCUCAGAUUGAGUGAAGUACCAUGUGUUCGACUCUCAUUGUAUCUUUAUCUUAUGCAGGCUCAUGCACCUGUUGGUAUUACGAUAACAAUCAGGAAACAGGAACAAAUGGAUGAAGAUAUAAGGUAUAUACCGGACGAAAUUUUGGAAGCUAAAAAAGCAGAACUGCUUAGCUUGGAUGAUCCAAAAACGAGGAAACUGCUCGGCUGGGAGUGA
Brugia malayi is the source of this 564-nucleotide messenger RNA. RefSeq lists its product as uncharacterized. The coding region runs from base 1 to 564 and encodes 187 amino acids. The record is from RefSeq and is a predicted model, not a curated record. The transcript is spliced from 3 exons. Gene Ontology annotation, cellular component: mitochondrial ribosome. NCBI's taxonomy places the organism in Eukaryota, Metazoa, Nematoda, Chromadorea, Rhabditida, Onchocercidae.